GGCGCAUUCGUUUUUUUUAUAAAAUAUAUUUUUUAAAAAGAUUUGCUAAUAUAGCGUCAGUUUUUUAAAGAAUAUUUUUUUUUAAAUUAAAAUUGUCUUUGUUAGUUCUGUGCGAUAUAUGAAGCAUUUGUUUUUAAAAUAAUAACGAUGGCCGGUUUAAUUUCCCGCGUUAUUUUUAUUCUGUGCUGUUUUGUUUUGAGUGAACAACAAAAUAUUUUGAAGAAAGAAGCAUAUCAGACAGUAUCGCAGCUCAUAAUAUCAGCCGGAUAUCCGGUGGAGAAGCACCGUGUAACUACAACGGACGGUUAUAUCCUGCAAUUGCACAGGAUACCGGCUGGUAAGAGGACAGCAAGGAAGGCAUCCAGCGCUAAGGGCAAAAAGGCCGUACUAAUUUGCCAUGGAAUUCUCGGGAGUAGUAGUGACUUCGUUAUUAUGGGACCUGAGAAGAGUUUAGCGUACAGUUUAGCGGACGAUGGCUACGAUGUUUGGCUAACAAAUCUCCGAGGCAACAUUUACACAUCUCACCAAAACUACACGAGAAAUAACCCAAAAUUUUGGGAAUACAGUUUUCACGAACAUGGUAAAUACGACUUACCAGCGUCCAUUGAUAAAGUGCUCAGCGUCACUGGUCUGUCCAAGAUCCUGUACAUCGGUUACUCGAUGGGGGGCGCGAGUUUCUUUGUGAUGGCGUCAGAACGGCCGGAGUACAAUGAUAAAGUUAUAUCUUUCCUCGCACUCGCACCAGCCGUUUACUUACCUAACAUAAAACCAAUUGCUGAAUUUCUUUUAAAGGAUUUAAAUAUACUUGAUCAAUUUCGAGCCCAAGGGAUACAUUCUGUCAGCAUUCAGCGAAAUGUCCUAGAUAUGUUUAUCAAGAGCGUAUGCUACUCGAAGAAGCCAGAAAAUAACAUAUGUAUGAGAAUAAUCUAUAUGGUUAUUGGAAAUGAUGAGGAACAAUAUGAUAAGGACAUAACCGCACUAUUUUUGGCAAGAUUUCAGCCAGCUUCAUUUCGUCAACUUGAACAUUUUGGGAAAGUCGCUAUGACAGAUGUGUUUACUUCAUGGGAAGACGGUUUAUGGGGUAGCGUGAAACCAUACAACUUCUCGAACGUACGGGUACCAGUCACAUUGCUUUAUGGUGAAAAUGAUCAACUGACGGAGAAAUCGCAAAUUCUCCGCCUAGCUGCAGAGUUAAACGCUACAGGGGUGCUGGAUGACGUUCGACCAGCUAGUUCCUGGCCCAAGUUUAAUCAUCUUGACUUUAUCUUCGCAUAUGACAUUGACUCUAUUUUUAUUAAGCCUUUCCUCACGACAAUUACAUCAUUGUUUAAUAAAUAUGGAUAGACAGUAUCUAUUGAACUAUCAAUUGUAGAG
Molecule: messenger RNA, 1374 nt
Organism: Nymphalis io (European peacock)
Lineage: Eukaryota; Metazoa; Arthropoda; Insecta; Lepidoptera; Nymphalidae
Product: lipase 1-like
Exons: 8
Coding region: 148-1344 (398 amino acids)
Biological process (GO): lipid metabolic process
Molecular function (GO): hydrolase activity, acting on ester bonds
Source: RefSeq, a predicted model, not a curated record